This is a messenger RNA of Vairimorpha ceranae, 225 nucleotides long. RefSeq lists its product as hypothetical. The transcript has a single exon. The record is from RefSeq and is a predicted model, not a curated record. The coding region runs from base 1 to 225 and encodes 74 amino acids. NCBI's taxonomy places the organism in Eukaryota, Fungi, Microsporidia, Nosematidae.
AUGUUUGUGUUUUUGGCCUUGUCGAAAGUAAAAAGAAUAUACUUCUUUUUUAAUUUUUUACAAUUUUUGAUUAAAGUUGUGUGGCGUAAAAGAAUCCAAUCUAAAAAGAUUGGUGGAAGAUUAUUUAAAUAUACAUUAAUUAAUCACAAAACUGCUUACCACUGUGAUUCUUUACAGAAUAGAACAGAACUUAUCAAUAUAUACUUGAUAAGAUAUAUGUUAUAA